Molecule: messenger RNA, 1395 nt
Organism: Linum trigynum
Lineage: Eukaryota; Viridiplantae; Streptophyta; Magnoliopsida; Malpighiales; Linaceae
Source: the annotation of a GenBank genome assembly
AAUAACUUUUUAGCAUAAAUCUCUUAGUAAUUAUUAAUUACCAUUAAAAACAAAAAUCUAUUUACCUCCCUCAAAUUGUCGUCUACCUCAUCUCACUCUACAGAAAAAGGAUCCCUCUCUCCCUUCUUUUAUCUCUUCUUCCUCACACAAAAUUCCUAGAUCUUGCUCCUCAUCUCACUCUACAGAAAAAGGAUCCCUCUCUCCCUUCUUUUCUCUCUUCUUCCUCACACAAAAUUCCUAGAUCUUGCUCCUUAUUCCUUAUACCCUUCAUUAUUCCGGAACAGAAAGGAUCUCAUUUCUUCCCUCCCUCUAUUCUUCUUUCUCGCGAACUCCCUUCACUAACUCCUUCUUUCUCUUUUCUGAAAUCUCUUUCAAUUCGGAAGAAAGAGAGCCAAUCUCGCUUUCUUCUUCCUCUCCCUUCCUAACCGGCCAAGAAACAACUUGGAUCAACCCAAUCAGACAUGGAGAGCUCCGAUCAAAUUUUGGAGUCCAAAACGUGGAGGAAAUGGGAACCUAGAGUUGGCCGGCGAUGUCAUCGCCGACGAUCAACGGUGGCCCAACACUGUUACUUUAACUGGGUGAGGAAUUUUCUGAUUUUGUUGAAAGAAGAACGAAGAAGAAAAAGAAGAGAGAGAGGAGAGAGUUUAUGGGGAAAAAAGUAAAAUAAGUCCCCUCCUUAUAUUUUCUCCGAUUUGUAGGGAUCGGUUGUUGGAAAAGAGAGGGCGAAGAAGAGAGGAUUCAAAAUUGUCAAUAAAGCCCUUCCGCACUGUGCGGCCGUUCCAGCAGAGGCUGAUGUGCAAAUGCUGUUUUUUGACAUUGGCUUAUAGUAUUUUGUAGAUUAAUAAUAAGCUAAAGAAAAAUUAUCUAGUUUCCAGUGUCGUAGACCUGUUAAUCAAUAACGGAGAUAAGAAAAUGGGAGAAUGGAGCAAUGGAAUUGGAAUGGACAGAGAGACGGUUUAGAAAUUAGGCAUCGACGAAAAAGUUAUGAUUUAGAGAGAGAGAGGUUAGAAAUGAAGGAAAAAAAUGGCACCAUUUGUUUAUGAUUGAUUCUUAAUAGGUUUUAAGAAGAUAAGAGAGGGUAGUAGGAGAAUGACUAUGAAUAGUCUACCAAUUGGCAAUUUAACUCAUCAAGGAGUGCCAGGACCCUGUGCAUCCCGUACGCGUUAUUGCAGUCCUCGAUUCGACGAAGACUAGUCUAAGAUUGGUUGGUUAAUAUUGCCUAUACAUACAAAGAAAGGAAUAGAGUCGCAGACUGAUUCUCGAAGCACCAUAUUUCUCAUCUAUCCCUAAGUUACGCUUUAUGAACUUAUUAAACCGCCUCGGGAUCUAGGAAGAUACUUACCAUUGUUAAUUUGGUCACGUAUUAAUUAUACUUAAUAUAGAGGUUCACAGUUC